Tetrahymena thermophila SB210 is the source of this 300-nucleotide messenger RNA. RefSeq lists its product as hypothetical. NCBI's taxonomy places the organism in Eukaryota, Ciliophora, Oligohymenophorea, Hymenostomatida, Tetrahymenidae. The record is from RefSeq and is a predicted model, not a curated record. The transcript is spliced from 3 exons.
AUGGCUACAUAAAAAUCUACAGUAGAUAUCGUAAAAAAGACAUGUGUACUUCCAGUCAUAUAAGCAAGAGGGGCUAAGAGAAAAGGUGUUACUUCUAUGUAAGCACUGAUAAUAUUCAAAGAAUUCAAAAGAAUGCUUAAAGGUAUCAUUAUAAUAGCUAGAUUUGUACCAAAAUCAAUUUUUUAGCAUCUUUAAGAAACAUAAGGGUGCACAUAGAAUGAAACCAGAGACCUUAAAAUAAAAUUAGCCAAAGUAUAAGCUAUAAAAAAAAAAUCUUUGCUUCCAUACACUGAGCUGUGA